GCCACUCUUUGGAAGAUGAGGACCAGGAAACCUCCCUGCCCAGUAGAAAAAGUGUGGGUGGAGAAGCACAAAUACGAUGAAGCAGAGAGACUUCAUUAUGAAAGAGAAGCCACCCUGGCUGCUGCUGCCCCGGAGGAGUGCCAGGAGGUAGAGGCUGUAAAUGGAAUCUGCAAUGAUGACUCUGCUGAAAGUGAAGUCAAGGGAGACCUGAAGAAAACGAGGAAUGGGAAGAAACAGAGGAAAGGGAAACGUUCUCCCAAACCCAGAAAUGUGGCCUCUAAGUUAGACUCUGUGCUGGCUGGUUUGUCAGCUGACUGUGUGUGGUUUGAGAAGCCUUUCUAUGAUCAAGCUGAGAACCUGUACAGGCAGAAAUUAGUGGAUUGUCAGAAUGAGGAGGAGGCACCUGAGACUCCACUAGCUGCUGAGCAGUCCCCUUUAGUGGCCAGGGCAAAAGCUGUCCAAGAUGUUCCCAAGCCAAGGAUGCUUUCAGCAGCCCUGCCCUGCUCCCAUGGAAACCUGUCUGCCUGUCACCAUGUUGUUCAGGACGUAUGGGUCAACAAGUUUGACUUUGACAGGGCUGAGGGGAUGUUUAUUGAAAAAACUCAGUUCUUUGUCCCUCCAAAUGUCCUCACCAUCCCCUCUGUGGGGUCAGGCGUUGGGCUGAGGACACCAGAUGAGGGUUAUGUUACAGCCCUGCCUACUCCUGCCACGCCAGGCUUGGCUCCAGAUGUUGCUGCAGACCCUGCUUCCUCCUCCAUUCCCAGUGUGCCUGGCUCUGUCCACCAGACAGUCAAUGGCAAGCCACAGAUUUCAAGCUUGCAGGCUCUCAUGUCCGAGGUGUGGCUGGAGAAACCUCUCUAUGACGGUGCCGAGAAGAUCUUCUACGAGAACAUGUUUGAUGGGCAUCCAUUGGGCCAAGCCGGGCAGCAGCAAGGGCUGAAGAACCCCCAGGAGGACAGGAAGGACCACAGAGGUGGAGAGGAAGCAGCCACCAAGCACCUGGAGAUGGCCACCAACUCUCCACCUACCUGCUUUUUCUUACACGAGGACAGUGAGACCGUGUGGCUUAACAAGCCGACGUACGACAGCGCCGAGUCACGGUUCUAUGCAGCUGAGGCCCUGGGCAUGGCAAGAGCAGGAGAGAGGACAGGGGUGGAGGAAUCUGCUGUAGUAAAUCCCUCCCAGCCAUCUCCUUCUGCUUCCAGCGUCCCGGUGCCAGAAAAGAAAAAAAUGGCAGUGGACUACUUGGUGCAUGAGAAGGUCUGGUUUGAGAAGUACAAGUACGACGACGCGGAGAAAAGAUACUAUGAGCAGAUGAACGGGCCCGUUGGCAGCUCUUCACGCCAGCAGGAGAACGGAGCCAGCACGAUCCUACGCGACAUUGCCAGAGCCAGGGAGAAUAUCCAGAAAUCGCUGGCCGGACAGAAGACAGUUCCUCGUAGUAAAGAAGCUCCUGCCCGUCACAAGAGGCAGUCAGGCCGCUCAACUAGUGCAAACACCACCUCUCCUGGGCCUGCUGGUGACCAAAAUGAGCUCCUUGCCAGAAUUUCUCACCUGGAGGUAGAAAAUCAAAACCUCCGCAGUGUUGUCUCAGACCUUCAGAUGUCCAUCUUCAGGUUGGAAAGCCGCCUGAACGCUCUGGAGAAGUCAUCUACCUCCCACCAGCCCUCACCAGUUCCUCCAACCCAGAAAGUGGAACCUUUCAGUGUUCCCUCCAAGAAGGUGGAGCUCCCAUCAGCUUCACCAGCAAAGAAAGCUGAACCAGCUGCUGCAGAGGAAGAUGAUGAUGAUGACAUUGACCUUUUUGGAAGUGAUGAUGAAGAGGAAGACCAAGAGGCUGCCAAAGUCCGGGAGGAGAGACUGCGCCAGUACGCGGAGAAGAAGGCCAAGAAACCUGGUCUGAUUGCCAAGUCUUCCAUCCUUCUGGAUGUGAAGCCAUGGGAUGAUGAGACUGACAUGGCCAAGAUGGAGGAAUGUGUCCGGUCCAUCCACAUGGAUGGGCUGGUGUGGGGAGCCUCCAAACUGGUCCCAGUGGGCUAUGGCAUCAAGAAGCUCCAAAUCCAGUGCGUGGUGGAGGAUGAGAAAGUGGGGACAGACAUCCUGGAGGAGGAGAUCACCAAGUUUGAAGACUAUGUGCAGAGCGUGGACAUUGCUGCCUUCAACAAGAUCUAGAGGCAAGAACUGUAUCCCCAUCCCUUCCUCCCCCACCUGAAACUGUAACUAAUAAAGGUCAGGAUUGGGAAGUGCAAA
Molecule: messenger RNA, 2250 nt
Organism: Apus apus (common swift)
Lineage: Eukaryota; Metazoa; Chordata; Aves; Apodiformes; Apodidae
Gene: EEF1D
Product: eukaryotic translation elongation factor 1 delta
Exons: 9
Coding region: 16-2172 (718 amino acids)
Biological process (GO): translational elongation
Cellular component (GO): cytosol; eukaryotic translation elongation factor 1 complex
Molecular function (GO): guanyl-nucleotide exchange factor activity; translation elongation factor activity
Source: RefSeq, a predicted model, not a curated record